UAUUACACUCAAAAUCAGAGCGGCGGGUAUUUGUGCGCGUGCUUCUCUAAUUGUUAGACUACAAUAGAGAAUAGAGAGAGCGUAUGCUCGCUUCGAUAUCUCGAGGAGGCCGCUAAGUAAACUACGGAUGCUCUACUGUCCCCGUAAGAACAAAAGGACUCACAACGCUCCCCCAUUGGCCGAGGAGAUUAAACCGGUCAUCACCGCAUGCUUCUUUAUUCGAAUAAUGGCAAUUUCGAAUUUUGAAUUGAUUGAUAAUAACAUUCGGCCAAUUUGCAUUUUCCUGCUGUGUGAGUCAGUCGUGUAGUCAGUUUAUCCGUUUUUGUCUCUAUUUUUUUAAAUUUCGUGCAUCAUUUUGAUUUUGAAUCGAGUUCCAGUUUUGUAACGUUCCUUGUAGAAACCAAGAAAACAUUUUUUCUUAAAUACUCUUAACUCUUUUUUGAACUUUUUUUCGUGGAAAAUGGACAAGGAAAACAUCGAACCUUCUUCGAAUGAACCCCCCUUUCAAAGUCGGAAUUCGUCAAACCGAUUCCACAGUAUUAUUUACCCGCCAUCUAUGACACCAAUGUCUCAACAAACCUUCCCCCCUCAUACUCUGCACCCACAUUACGCAAACGGAGGCCACGUGCCCCAACCUCUCCCUCCACGUCCCAUCCACCAACCAAAUCAUCCUUUUCCUGGAGUUUUCCACUGUGCGGACCCGUUUUCUUAUUAUGUCACAAAUGCACCAGCGCGUGAACAGAUUAACGCGGGUCAAAUGACCUUCAAACCAGUACACGCUCCUGUGUCAAUUCACGAAGCAUCUUCGGGCUAUUAUAGCUCGGAUCUUGUAGCACAAAUCUCAGCAACCCAGUUGGGUGCGUCGAUAAAAUCCGAAAUAAGUCCAAGUGAACUUCACUCGAAUCGUUCUUCGUUGUCGCCUAACGAGAACCUUCAGUGGCUCGGGUCCAACACGAACUCGACCGAAAGCGACUCCAGACCUUGUUCUCAUGCAUCGGGUGGCGUGACCAAACGAACUUCGAAACAGUUAGUUGAGAAGCAGCGACGUGAACGCAUUAACUCAAGCGUGAACGAAUUGAAAUCGCUGUUACUGCAGGACAAACCGAAUAAAAGCUUAGCUCAGGCUAGGUUGGAAAAAGCAGACGUUUUGGAACUGGCAGUCACCAGAAUCAGAGAACUCGAAAAUAUAAAUACCCCAAAAACAGCAUCGAAGUCCAGUUGUUCCUCAAAAUCGGAACAAUCGGAGCAGCAAUUGAAAAGCUCUGUCACCAGAUACGCAGCUGGUUUUGCCCAAUGCACUCAAGAAGUUCUAAGUUUCCUUAAUGUUAGCGAUUUGGAUCCGUCCGUUAAAAUGAAGCUUUGCAACCAUCUUCAGACUUGUAACCGGACCCUGGAAUCGGCAACCAAAAAAGACAACGAACCCGAUAUUAUGGGAAAUUUCGGAAUCAAUCAGAAUCGUCAUAAUUACUCGCAACCACCGAGCGAAAUUAAACGAAGUCCGUUUGCUCCUAUGGGCCAGAUGUAUAACCAGGCAUCACCCCUGUUCCAGCAGAGAAACUCGGGAUCCCAACUCAAAACGCCCCCUCGAGUCCAGAUGUCGCCGGCGACUCCAGUUUCUGUAAAGACCAACAUCAACUACCCAACUACACCACAGCAGUUUCUGCGACCACAGUCGCAUUUAUUCCGACAACCGCAAUUCUCAAAACCCGAGUCACCUUACAACGGGAGUCCGGUUUCCGCAAGUUCGGCAAGCUCCUCGAGCUUCAAAGACUCAUGUCCUGUACUGCUUGGAACAGUCGCGACUCCCCCAACUCCGAAGCAAUCGACGACAACUUCGGUGAAAAGACUCGGAACUACAACUUCAUCCGGACAGCCGAUGUUUGCAAUUUGUUCGACGCCAUCACCACCAACUCGAAAAGGCAACAAGCCGAAGCGAGUUCUGGUCAGGUCAAGUUUAGUCGACAGUCCGAGUUUCGGAGGGGAAGAAAGCAACGAGGAAGAAGAUGACGAGGAGGUGGCGGGGUUCGAACCCAUGUUCGUGCCCACAGGAGUCAAUUCAGAAGACAUUGAAAACGAUGCCACCAAGAAUGUCGAUGGAAAUUGCUGGAGACCUUGGUAAAAAGGCCACAAACUGUAAAGAAAACUUCAAAUUCAAAACUUCAAUAAAACCAAAUAAUCUAAUUUAACCAAUGCUUUAUUUAAACUAGCUUUAUUCUGUGCCUUUUCGAUUUUUUUUCGAUAUUGAUUAUGGUGAUUGUGGACCAUUAGAUGUGUAUUCGAAAACCUUUUGUACUUUCUUUCAUCUUGUUUUGUAUUUUAUUCGCAUGUGUCAAAAACUUUGGAACCCCCAAUUGUAACCAUGGUGCCCAUGGAGCAUCUUUUGAACUAUGUGUU
Molecule: messenger RNA, 2394 nt
Organism: Symsagittifera roscoffensis
Lineage: Eukaryota; Metazoa; Xenacoelomorpha; Acoela; Convolutidae
Exons: 1
Coding region: 461-2119 (552 amino acids)
Biological process (GO): regulation of neurogenesis; regulation of transcription by RNA polymerase II; anterior/posterior pattern specification
Cellular component (GO): nucleus
Molecular function (GO): protein dimerization activity; RNA polymerase II cis-regulatory region sequence-specific DNA binding; DNA-binding transcription factor activity, RNA polymerase II-specific
Source: RefSeq, a predicted model, not a curated record